AUGGAAGUGGCCCGGCCAUGUUUUGCGGCCUUCAAGGAUGAGCAGCUGAAGCAACAGCUGGCAGACAAGGAGCGGAAGUCCAGGUAUCGGGAUUGCCUCAAGCAGCAGGUGCAGGAGCAUGAGCGCGCCAAGGAGAGAGAGCAAGAAGAAAAAGUGAGAGCGCGGGUUCGUGCGGACAAGGAUCAGGAGUUUUCGAAGAUAGAGGCGAAGGUGGCUGCUCAGCGGAGGCAGGAGCAGAUGAUCCGCCUGAAGGACGACAUCAUGAGCCAGGUCGAAACUUCACGCAGCAGGAAGCAGGAAGAAUUGGUCUCCGACGUGUCUCGUGCGCAGGAGGAGAAUGAGAAGGCACUCCGGUCCCUGGAGGAAGACAAGCAGAAGGUGCUCAAGAGAAAGGAGGCACGGCGUCUCAUCGACCAAAAGCAGGCAGACCUCUGGGCCACGGAGAGGCAACUCCAGCUGGAGCAGAAGCAAGAGGAUGUCAAGAGGAGGACGGAAGAGAAGCGGAGGAAGGAAGCGGAGAUGGAACGCGAGCGCCAGGAAAAAGCAGAGCUCAAGGAGCAGGCUGCCACUGCAAGGGCCUUGUUCUUCGAGAGGCUGCAUCAGCAGCAAAGCAAGGAGGGCGCUCGCACCGAGCGCCUCACAAAGCGAAACGAGCGCCUCGUGAUCGAGCAGCAGGUUGUGCCAGCAGGGCUGAAAGGGCACAGCUAG
Molecule: messenger RNA, 708 nt
Organism: Symbiodinium natans
Lineage: Eukaryota; Dinophyceae; Suessiales; Symbiodiniaceae
Source: the annotation of a GenBank genome assembly